CUUUUUUUCCCCUCCUUUCUGGCUGCGGUUCUUGCGGCGGAUGACCGAUGGGGGACGCGCAGUCGACGUUCGAAGACGGCGAGACUCCAGGCCUGAUUGCUCCCGAGGAGGACCGUGACACGCUUCUCAAAAACAACGGGCAAAUCGCUGGAAAAUCAGAUACCCCACUGGGGGAUGUCAACGAUAUCUGUGAAGAUGACAAAGCAGAAAAUAAUUCUUCAGAGAAGCUGCCUAACGUGGAGACACUGUUACAAAAUGUUACUGCGGUUGAGAACGAGUCCAACAAAGAGACCGAAGAAGAAGAAGAAAUAUCCUUAGAAGUCAUUGAAGUGGAGGCCAAACAAAACGACAUCAAUGAGAGCUUCAAGACUUUCUUCAGUAAAGUUGGUCUGAAAUUUACAUUGAAACGAGGCUCAAGGGACCAGGGUGAGAUCGGCGCAGAUGGGCCCGAGUCCACAGAGGAUGAGAACCUGGCCGACGGAACCCAGGUUCCGACGGACCUAGAAAAUUCCCAGACCGAGGCGGGCGGCCCCGACGAAGAAUGGACGCACAUUGACACUCCGGCCGAACUGGAUACUUCGUCUCCGUCCUGCGCCAACGAAGAAGCACCUAUGUCGCCCAUUAAAAAGUUUUUCACCACAGGAAUCUUUGCAGGGUUACAGAAGAAGAGGGUCUCUUUGGAAGAGGAAAUCAUGACGAGAGAGAUGUUUCUUCAGACUGCGGAAGAAACGGCGGAAGACCAAAAAGAGGACACGCAAAGUAGUCAAGUUCCAUUUGAAGACACGGAAGACAAUCCGUCCACGGAGCAGGUGAGCGAACCUGAGACCCCAAAAGAGAUGGAGAAUGUUCCGUCAAGUCCUCUGAAGAGGCUCCUCCUGGGCUCUAGGCUAAUGAUGCUCAAAAGGCAAAAAGAUGAAAAAGAGGGCGAAGAACCUAAAUCGAUAGGUGCCUCUGACCAGCCUGACGUGGCGGAGAACAAUGCAAACCAAAAUUCAGCACCACCUGCAGAGGAUGAAGAGAGUCCGUGGACCACCUUUAAGAAGCUCUUAUCUCCUAAAAAGCGUGCCAACAGGCCCAUCUCGAAUGACGAUAACGUGCAGAACUCAAAAGAUGAACUACUGCCGAACCAAGAAGAUCAUGUGGACAAGGACAAAAAGCGGAAAGAUUCCUGGGAUCCCGUCAAACGUGGAAUAAGUCACCCGGCGUCAGAGUUGGAUGCCGAAACAACUCCGGUUGGUGUAAAUGAUGCAGAAGCAGUAGAACACGAUGAGCAUGCUAAGGUUUCAGCAGGUGAAGGAGCUAUGAGUUCGGCGCAGGAUGAAGUGGAGUCAGCUUGGGACACCUUCAAGAGACUGAUGAGCCCAAAAAGGAAAGCUAAACCCCUGGACCAAGGACUGCGCAGUCCCGUACAGGAAGACAUGCAAGAAAACCUCUCCUUCUCAGCUAGGUUUUUCCCAGACUGGAAAAAGAGAAAGUCCAUCUCAAACAAAGACCAAGAAACACCUUUGGGCAACGAUGAUCGGGAGCUGGCCGCAGGUGACGUCACCUCGGAGACGCCGGCCGUGGUCCCCUCGUCCAAUUACAACAGAGUUAAGGUAGAAGCAAAAGAGACUGAUGACACGUCCAUAAAAGCCGAUGCUCAAUUCAACCAAGACCUCAGUUCUGAGGUGACAGAACCUGCCCAUCCUUCAGAUGAGGAAUCCCGGCAAAAUGCAGAGGCCUCAGAAAACCAGGGCACAGAUGAAGACUCGGUUGAGUUCACGGCGUUUGUGGGAAAAGCCCUCAGUGAUAUUACGGAAGAAGGGGACUUUACGGAGAGCACCGUGGCAGAGGAUCUGAUUGAACCGCUGGACCACGAGGACAGCAACCUCUCUGAUGACAGCGAGAUGAUCUCCCGACUAAUAACACCGGGCCCUACCACACGCGUUUUGCAAAAGUCUCAGGUCCAAGGAACACAGGAAUAUUUGCAGCAGGUUGAGGGCAUUCUAGAAGCAGAGCUUCAAUCUUCCAAUGAGAUCGUUUGUUGUGGCUUGAGUGACACACUUCAAACAGUUGGAGAGGAUCGGCAAGCCCCUGAGCUCCAAAAACCUAUCGCAACCGACAUCCCAAGGACAGAUAUAGAUGUUAAUGAAACGGAGGAAACUGAGUCAUUUGAGGUCAUAACAAUGACAGAAAUGAAGCCUCCCGUUCUUACAGAAGAGAUAAACACUGCAGAAAUUACUGCUCCAAUUUCUACAGAGAAUCUUGGGACAAUGACAAGUUUCAUUUCAACCACAGACCUUGACAGCGAGGAAAUAGUAACUUCCGAGCCUAGAGAAGACCACGACACAUAUGAAAUUGUAACAUCAGUUCCAACUGAGAAUUCAGUCACCGAGGAAAUGACACAUCCAAACACAACACAGCUCAAAACAAAAGAAAUGGCAGCUCCCGUUCUUACAGACAGUCAGGAAAUGACAUCUCCAAUUCCUUCUAAAGAGCUCGACAAGGAAAUCGGAUCUCCGACUUCUACUGAGCAACAUGAAACAGAGGAACUCGCAGCUCCCAUUCCUACAGAGGACCUUAGCAACAUGAAAAUGACGACCCUCAUUCCUACCGAGGGGUUCAACACAGAGGAAAUCAGACUCUCUACUCCUACCAAAGAGGAAAUGACACCACCAAUUCUUCCCUUGGAAGCCGACACUAGACUCAGAAGUCGAAUUCCUUCGGUGGAGCUCGACAGUGAGGGAAUCAAGCCUGAGAAUGCUACAGAAGAGCUUCCCACAGAAGAAAAUGUACCUGAAAUUCAUGCAGGGACGUCAAACCUUGAGGAAAUCGCACCUCUGAGCACAACCAAGCUUGACAUCACGGGAAUCACACCCCAUAUUCUUACUGAAGAGAUCGACACUCAGGAAAUGACACCUCUGACCGGGGACCUCGACACCAAGGAAAUCACAACUUCCCUUCCAACAGAGAAGCUCAACAUCAAUGAAGUUAUGACUACAGUUCCUACUGAUGAUCUCGGCGAGGAAAUGACACUUGUUGAGGAGUGCGACAAAGAGGAAAUGACACCUCCUAUCCCCACCGAGAAAAUCAAAACUUCUCUUCCUACCGAGGACAUCCAUGCUAGGGAAAUGGAGACUAAUGUUCUUACAGAGGAGCCCCACACCCAGGAAGAUACAACUCCAGGUCCUACCAACGACCUCGACGCCAAGGAAAACGCAACUCCUGUUCUCACAGAGGAAAUUGACAGCCAGGAAGCUACGACUCCAGUUCCUACAGAGGAAUUAAAAAAGGAGGAAAUCCGAUUUCCGCCAGAGGAAAUAACACUUAUUCUCUCCAAAAAGCUUGACGCCAAAGAAACAACUCCCGCUUCGAGCAAGAAGCUUGACGUCGAGAGAACCGUUUCUGCCACGGAACAAACAGCGCCCCCUACGACCGAGGAAAUCACACCAUCAAUUCCUUCAGAAGAGCUCACCACCCAGGAACACACGAGUCUAAUUGCUGCUGAAGAAAUCAGACCUUCUCCUAGCAAGGAGCAUGACCCAGUGAAUAUGACACAUCCUACUUCCAGCAAGCGGCUUGACACAGAGAAAAUCACAACUUCCCUUCCUACAGAGGACCUCAACACCAAAGAUAUCCCUCUUUCCAUUCCAACUAUGGAAUUUGACAGCAAGAAUAUCAUGCUUCCAAUUCUCAGUGAGGAACUUGAGGAAAUCAUGGAUACAGAAGAGGAAAUUGAACCACUUAUUUCUACUGAGGAAAUUACGCUUCCUGCUCUUAUUAAGGAGUUUGACACCCAAGAAGUGGUGUCCCCAAUUCUUAUCCAUGAGCUUCACGAAGAGGAAAUAAGCCCUCCGAGUGCAACUGAGGAAGAAGACACAGAAGAAACUAUGCCUCCUAUUCCAGCUGUGGAGCUUGACAUCAAAGAGAUGGCAGCUCCAGUUCCUAGCGAAGAACUCACAACUUUCAUUCCUGCGGAGGUGCUCAACACCUUGGAGGAAUCACCUUCAAUUCCUACACAAGAACUUGCCACAAAGGAAAUUGCACCUCUAACUUUUGGGAAAAAAGACACUGAGGAAGUCGUCCCUCCAGUUCUUCAAAAGGAGCUCAACACGCAAGAAUUGACGUCCCCAAUUCCUACCGAUGAGCUUCAUAACAAGGAAAUGAGGCCUCCAACUCCAACUGAGGAACAAGACACAGAACAAAAUGCACCUUCUAUUUCGACCGUGGAGCUUGACAGCAAGGAAAUCCCAGCUCCAAUUCCUACAGAGGCGCUCACCACUGAGGAACUCAUGACUCCAAUUCCUACCGGGCAGCUUUACAACGAGGUAGUAGGGCCUCCGACUCCCAAUGAGGAACAAGACACAGAAGAACCUGUGCCUCCCAUUUCCGCCGUGGAGCUUGACAGCAAGGAAAUCCCAGCUGCAAUUCCAACAGAGGUGUUCAACACCUUAGAGAAUACAUUUCAAAUUCCUACAGAUGAGCUUCAUAACAAAGAAAUGAAGCCACCGACCCCUACUGACGAACAAGACACAGAAGAACAUGUGCCUCCCAUUUCGACCGUGGAGCUUGACAGCAAGGAAAUCCCAACUGCAAUUCCUACAGAGGUGUUCAACACCUUGGAGAACACAUUUCAAAUCCCUACAGAUGAGCUUCAUAAUAAAGAAAUGAGGCCACUGACUCCUCCUGAGGAACAAGACACAGAACAAACUGCACCUACUAUUUCGAUUGUAGAGCUUGACAGCAAGGAAAUCCAAGCUCCAAUUCCUGCAGAGGCUCUCACCUCCGAGGAACUCACAACUGCAAUUCCAACAGAGCAACUUCAUUAUGAGGUAGUUGGACCUCCGACUCCCACUGAGGAACAAGACACAGAAGAACCUGUGCCUCCCAUUUCGACCGUGGAGGUUGACAGCAAGGAAAUCCCAGCUGCAAUUCCUACAGAGGUGUUCAACACAUUGGAGAAUACAUUUCAAAUUCCUACAGAUGAGCUUCAUAAUAACGAAACAAGGCCACUGCCUCCUACUGAGGAACAAGACACAGAACAAACGGCACCUUCUAUUUUGACCUUGGAGCUUGACAGCAAGGAAAUUCAAGCUCCAAUUCCUGCAGAGGCUCUCACCUCAGAGGAACUCACAACUGCAAUUCCAACCGAGCAACUUCAUUAUGAGGUAGUUGGACCUCCGACUCCCACUGAGGAACAAGACACAGAAGAACCUGUGCCUCCCAUUUCGACCGUGGAGGUUGACAGCAAGGAAAUCCCAGCUGCAAUUCCUCCAGAGGUGUUCAACACCUUGGAGAAUACAUUUGAAAUUCCUACAGAUGAGCUUCAUAAUAACGAAACAAGGCCACUGCCUCCUACUGAGGAACAAGACACAGAACAAACGGCACCUUCUAUUUUGACCUUGGAGCUUGACAGCAAGGAAAUUCAAGCUGCAAUUCCUACAGAGGUGUUCAACACAUUGGAGAAUACAUUUCAAAUUCCUACAGAUGAGCUUCAUAAUAACGAAACAAGGCCACUGCCUCCUACUGAGGAACAAGACACAAAACAAACGGCACCUUCUAUUUUGACCUUGGAGCUUGACAGCAAGGAAAUUCAAGCUCCAAUUCCUGCAGAGGCUCUCACCUCCGAGGAACUCACAACUGCAAUUCCAACCGAGCAACUUCAUUAUGAGGUAGUUGGACCUCCGACUCCCACUGAGGAACAAGACACAGAAGAACCUGUGCCUCCCAUUUCGACCGUGGAGGUUGACAGCAAGGAAAUCUCAGCUGCAAUUCCUACAGAGGUGUUCAACACCUUGGAGAAUACAUUUGAAAUUCCUACAGAUGAGCUUCAUAACAAAGAAAUGAAGCCACCGACCCCUACUGAGGAACAAGACACAGAAGAACAUGUGCCUCCCAUUUCGACCGUGGAGCUUGACAGCAAGGAAAUCCCAACUGCAAUUCCUACAGAGGUGUUCAACACCUUGGAGAAUACAUUUCAAAUUCCUAUAGAUGAGCUUUAUAAUAAGGAAACGAGGCCACUGACUUCUACUGAGGAACAAGAAGCAGAACAAACGGCACCUUCUAUUUCGACCUUGGAGCUUGACAGCAAGGAAAUCCAAGCUCUAAUUCCUGCAGAGACUCUCACCUCCGAGGAACUCACAACUGCAAUUCCAACCGAGCAACUUCAUUAUGAGGUAGUUGGACCUCCGACUCCCACUGAGGAACAAGACACAGAAGAACCUGUGCCUCCCAUUUCGACUGUGGAGCUUGACAGCAAGGAAAUCCCAGCUGCAAUUCCUACAGAGGUGUUCAACACCUUGGAGAAUACAUUUCAAAUUCCUACAGAUGAGCUUCAUAAUAAAGGAAUGAAGCCACCGACCCCUACUGAGGAACAAGACACAGAAGAACAUGUGCCUCCCAUUUCGACCAUGGAGCUUGACAGCAAGGAAAUCCCAGCUGCAAUUCCUACAGAGGUGUUCAACACCUUGGAGAAUACAUUUGAAAUUCCUACAGAUGAGCUUCAUAACAAAGAAAUGAAGCCACCGACCCCUACUGAGGAACAAGACACAGAAGAACAUGUGCCUCCCAUUUCAACCGUGGAGCUUGACAGCAAGGAAAUCCCAGCUGCAAUUCCUACAAAGGUGUUUAACACCUUGGAGAAUACAUUUCAGAUUCCUACAGAUGAGCUUCAUAAUAAAGAAAUGAGGCCACUGACUCCUACUGAGGAACAAGACACAGAACAAAUGGCACCUUCUAUUUCGACCGUUGAGCUUGACAGCAAGGAAAUCCAAGCUCCAAUUCCUGCAGAAGCUCUCAUCUCCGAGGAACUCACAAUUGCAAUUCCAACCGAGCAGGUUCACAAUGAGGUAGUUGGACUUCCGACUCCCACUGAGGAACAAGACACAGAGGAACAUGUGCCUCCCAUUUCGACCGUGGAGCUUGACAGCAAGGAAAUCCCAGCUGCAAUUCCUACAGAGGUGCUCAACACCUUGGAGAAUACAUUUCAAAUUCCUCCUGAUGAGCUUGAUACCAAGAAAAUUGCGCCUCCCAUUCCCAACGAUAACCUUGACACAGACACAGUUCUACUUAAAAUUCCUUCCGAAAUGUCAGACAGAGAGGAAACAACUCGCAUUCAAACAGAGGAGCUUGACCAAGAGGAAGUAAACCCUUCGAUUCCAACGGAGAUACUUGACCUAAAGGAAAUCUCGUCUUCCAUACUUUCCAGUAACCUCGACACCAAGGAACUUCCAGACUCAAUACUUACUGGAGAGCUCUACAAAGAGGAAAUUGAGGAAAUAAGGUCUCUGAUUCCCACUGAGGAACAAGACCCAAAAGAACUGGGGCCUCCCAUUCUGACAGUAGAGCUCGACACCAAGGAAAUCACAGCUCUAAUCUCUACUGAGGUGCUCAAAACCUUGGAGAAUACUCCUCAAUUUCCUAGCCAAGAGCUUGACACCCCAAAAAUUGUGCCUGACAUCCCCAUUGAUGAACCUGACAAAGACACAAUUGAACUUAAAACUGACCUAGAGGGAAUAAAACCUGGAUUUCCAAUAAAGGAGCUUGACCUAGAGGAAGUAAACCCUCCAAUUCAUAUAGAACAGCUUAACCUAAAGGAAAUGUCCCCUUCCAUUCUUACCAAGGAGCUCAACACCAAGGAAAUUUCACCUUCAUUACCUACCCAAGAGCUCGGCAGAGAAGAAAUUAUACUUCCAAUUCUUAGCGGGAAGCUUGACACAGAGGAUAUCGUGGCACCAAUUCCAAUUGAGAAGUUAGUUGCUGAGAAAAUUCAAAACCAGGAGCUUGAUACAAAGGAAAUCACACCUGAAAACAUAAAAGCUGCAAACCAAUCAAAGUCUGAAAACAUCCGAGAUGAAUUAGCUAGCAUCGAUAAGAUCUAUGAAUUUGUGAACUGCCUUACUGACGUAAAGCAAUCAGAUUCUGAAAACAAAGACAUUAGCAGUGAAGCAUAUCAAUCCACCAACCAAAGUGGAAUAGAAGCUCCCAAAGUGGAUAGUCAAGAGUCCGUAUCUAUUGCAGAACCUGAAAACAGAGAGGGACCUAUGGAACAACUUCAGAUAAAGGAUCGCAUUCCUGUUGUGGAUGAGUUCAAAACAUUAGGAGAUCUACAAGAAGACACAACAAAUUUACUAAAGGAAACCGAUGCAAUAGAAAACUCUCUACAAGCAAUCGCAAAACAUUCAGAGGAUCAGGGAGCCAAGGUAGUGCCAGAGCACGGUCCAGAAGCAUUUACAAAAGAAACGGCACAGACAACAGAGAGUUCAUCGGUGGCCGUUUUAGAAGCGGAAGUGAUUUCGGAUGAACCCGCCCCUCAACUGGUCGAGGAUGAAAUCUUUUCCGAGGAGGCAACAGAGGACCAACAGUCAAUUAGCAUUAAAACCAAAAAGAAACAUCAAGCAAAUGAGCCAGUGGAUGCAUCCAAAAAUGUACAUAUUCAACAAAUUGAAUCUGUGGAAUCAGAGAAAUCGCAAACGGAACUUGCCGAUCAAUUUCAAAAAGCGACUGCCAUCCUGCUUGAAACUGAGGCCCAAGUGUUACAAUCACUUGGAAUUGCAGUAUCAGUAGCAGCACAGGAAACAAAGUUUGAACCUGAAACAGUGGACAUACAACAUGUUGAAAUCAAAGAAAAUAUUCAUGGAAAAGAAUCUCUGAUGAAAAACAUCAAAGAGGAGCACUUCCCUUUUCUGGAAUCUGAUUGUGAGCCAGAAGAAAAAGACCAAAAGGCCUCACAGACUUCUGAAUUUGAAUGUCAAACUGAACCAAUGAAAGAAGAGCAAGAAGACCUGUCAGCUACAAUUCAAGAAAUAUCACAAGAUGUACUUGCCGAAGAAACCAUGAUAGCUCAAGUCAAAUAUGAAAAUGCAGCUCUAACAGAAGACGCACCAGUACAGGAAGACCAGAAGAUUGGAGAUAAACUUAUUCCGUACCAGGAAGUUGGACAAGAGUCAGCUCUAAACUCAGCCAUCCCUCCACAGGCAACUAAAACCAAAGAAACUGAAGAGGAGACUGUGCCUGAGCUCCUAGAGUCAACAAAAGACAACCGGGUUAAUGUGGACACGUUUGAUAUUGUACCGGUGAAAGAUAUUGAAAAACCUGGACUAUCACUGCUGACAGAAUCUGCUGAGGCUGUAGAAAUCAUAUUUGUAGAAGAAAAAAUGACAGAAAACUUGAAAAAGGAGAAUGUAGAUUUUACUGAGGUUCAACCAGAGAGUGAUGAAAUGGCAGAGGAUGAAGUUAAAAUUAAACUUAAACCCCAACAGGCUGUAGUAGCACAGGAAGAAACCGUCAGCAAGAGCAUUGCAGAAGAAAGAACAGUUUUGGUUGAAUUUAAAGACAAGACCAUUCCCUUUACUGAGGUGAUUGUUGAACCUCAGGGAAAAGGUGACGACGCAGUAGAUGAAAAGGACAACACAAAAGCAGUCAAAUUUGAAGUUUUAGCAUCAGAGGAAGCUAAACAAGGAAUAUCUUGUUCUCAAGGAAUAGCAGAAAACAUUCUGGCUGAGGAAAGUCUUAUAAGUGAACCCGACGAGGAAGCCAAACACUUCCCCGAAGUCCCUUUGGAGCAGCUACACAAAGACGAGAAGCAAGGAACUGAUAGGACAGAGGCUAUUGCAGCAGAAUGUGCUCAAACUGGAGUAAUGUCCUCGCUACGUGAUCAAGCUGGACAGCUAGAGAAAGAUGAACUCAUUGAAGAAAGCAUCAUCCCAAAUGAAACUUUUAUAGAAGAAAUUUCAAAACCACAAACUGAAACAAAGCCUCAACCGGAUCAGGCUUUUGAUGAGGAGGAUCCAGAACAAGAAAAGACCGCUGAUGAGCUCUUACGAAAAGCUCCGAUGAAGGAGGAAAACCGGAAAGAUGGCACAGAACAAGUAGGAGGGGCACAUGCUUCCUUACAUCAAGAGGAAACAAGUUGCGCUGAGAUCCUUGAAAAGAUCAUUUAUGAAAAUUUGCCAACAAUUUCUGGAGUUACAGCUGAUCAAGCCAAACUCCAGGUGUAUCCAACUGACAUGGAAACUAGAAUCAAUCUACUGGAUCAACUAGAGGUGACAACCGCUACAGCAGAGCACGCUCUGGUUACUCAAAUGACCACUUGUCGUUAUAAAGAGAUCACAAUUUCACUACCUGAUGUGCCUGAGAGUCCAACUGGCAUGCGGGAAGCUCUCCCGGUCUCUGAUGUUAGGGCUAUCACAGAAACCGCCCUGACUGAAGCACCGCUGACGACAGACAUUGUUACAAAUAUAGCAAAGAUGGGUACGGAGUUAAUGAUGAUGCAUGCGCCAGCAAUGGAGGUCAACCAUAGUGUUCAAAGGGCCAAUGUGGACAUCUUAUUGGCAGAGAAGAGCGUGGGUCAACCGCUGGAGGUAGGGGUUAGAGAAGACAAAGCAGUCUUUGAUGUGUGUCUUGAAAGUGUUGAACAAGUUUCAAUAUCUAAGGGGGUCGAGGUAGAAACAUGUGAUGACAACGCGGUGAUCCGCCAUGAGAUUUUUCCACAGGUAAAUCAAUCCCAACUUGAGACUUUGAAGAAAUUGGUUUUGAAGGAAGCCGAGGAAGUGGAACAUGUGACAGAUGAUGGGUCUGUAAGACACGAGGUAGAAACACACGAGGACAACACGGUGAUCCGCCAUGAUGUGUUUCCACAUAUAAACCAAACCCAACUUGAGAGUUUGAAGAAAUUGGUUUUGGAGGAAGCCGAGGAAGUGAAACAUGUGACAGAUGAUGGGUCUGUAAGACAUGAACAGAGACAGACAGAAGAAAGAACAGUUUUGGUUGAAUUUAAAGACGAGGCCAUUCCCUUUACUGAGGUGGUUGUGGAACCUCAGGGAAAAGGUGACGACGUAGUAGAUGGAAAGGACAACACAAAAGCAGUCAAAUCUGAAGUUUUAGCAUCAGAGGAAGCUAAACAAGGAAUAUCUUGUUCUCAAGGAAUAGCAGAAAACAUUCUGGCUGAGGAAAGUCUUAUAAGGGAACCCGUUGAGGAAGCCGAACACUUCCCCGAAGUCCCUUUGGAGCAGCUACACAAAGGCGAGAAGCAAGGAACUGACAGGACACAGGUUAAUGCGGCAGAAUGUGCUCAAACUGAAGUAAUUUCCUCGCUACGUGACCAAGCUGGACAGCUCGAGAAAGAUGAACUCAUUGAAGAAAGCAUCAUUCCAAAUGAAACUUUUAUAGAAGAAAUUUCAAAACCACAAACUGAAACAAAGCCUCAACCGGAUCAGGCUUUUGAUGAGGAGAAUCCAGAACAAGAAAACACUGCUGAUGAGCUCUUACGAGAAGCUCCGAUGAAGGAGCAAAACCAAAAAGAUGGCAUAGAACAAGUAGGAGGGACACAUGCGUCCUUACAUCAAGAGGAAACAAGUUGCGCUGAGAUCCUUGAAAAGAUAAUUUAUGAAAAUUUGCCCACAAUUUCUGGAGUUACAGCUGAUCAAGCCAAACUCCAGGUGGAUCCAACUGACAUGGAAACUAGAAUCGAUCUACUGGAUCAACUAGAGGUGACAACCGCUACAGCAGAGCACGCUCUGGUUACUCAAAUGACCACUUGUCGUUAUAAAGAGAUCACAAUUUCACUACCUGAUGUGCCUGAGAGUCCAACUGGCAUGCGGGAAGCUCUCCCGGUCUCUGAUGUUAGGGCUAUCAUAGAAACCGCCCUGACUGAAGCACCGCUGACGACAGACAUUGUUACAAAUAUAGCAAAGAUGGGUACAGAGUUAAUGAUGAUGCAUGCACCAGCAAUAGAGGUCAACCAUAGUGUUCAAAGGGCCAAUGUGGACAUCUUAUUGGCAGAGAACAGCGCGGGUCAGCCGCUGGAGGUUGGAGUUAGAGAAGACAAAGCAGUCUUUGAUGUGUGUCUUGAAAGUGUUGAACAAGUUUCAAUAUCCAAGGGGGUCGAGGUAGAAACAUGUGAUGACAACGCGGUGAUCCGCCAUGAGAUUUUUCCACAUGUAAAUCAAUCCCAACUUGAGACUUUGAAGAAAUUGGUUUUGGAGGAAGCCGAGGAAGUGGAACAUGUGACAGAUGAUGGGUCUGUAAGACACGAGGUAGAAACACACGAGGACAACACGGUGAUCCGCCAUGAGGUGUUUCCACAUGUAAACCAAACCCAACUUGAGAUUUUGGAGCAGGUGGUCUUAAAAGAAGCCGAGGAAGUGAAACAAGCAACAGAUGACGGGACUGUAAGACUUUUAUUAAUACCAGACAAUGAAUGUCCUCCCAAAAGUGAAGAUUUGGAAGAGACGUCACGUCAAGAAGCUAUGCAGCACAGUUUAGAGAUCCCCCAAAGCCAGGAUAAGUCUGAGGAACGGAAACAUGAGCUGAGCAAAUCUGAAGACCUAGGUCAGACAAUAGUUCCUAAGAUGGUCCCCCAAUAUAUUUCGGCACAAUCAACAUCUGUUUCUGAGCUGGAAAAGGAAAGUUCCACUCAGUUACUGGAAGCAGUGGCACCAACUACUAAAGUUGUUCAGAUGCUGCUAGUUGAAGAGGAACCAUCAUCCCAAACAGAUAGUCAUGAAGACAGAUACCCAGUUAAGGAAAGUCCAAUGGAUGAAGAUGUAAGUCAGUCACCAGAAGCCUUAAGCCAAACAGAACAAGAUAGGUAUCAAGGCAGAGAGACAACCAAGGAAGACUCUCAGACCCCAGUUAGAGAAAAAACAUCAUCUGGAACUCAUACAGAAGAAACGAUCUCCCCACCGGAGCCUCUUGAUGGCGCCAAAUGCCAAAUAAAUGAUGAUCAUCCCACUGAGGUUGGUGCUCUUGCCCCUGAAACACAGCACAUAAACACACUGGAUAUAGUUGUUAGACAUGAAGAUCUCAUUGAAGGUCUUCAGACACUGUUAGCAGAAGAAUCCUCAUCACAAGUACCUCCACAGAACGUGGUCACUGAGGUUUGUAUUCUGACUCUGGACUCUGUAGAAUUAGUUAGUGAUCAUAAACAGGGUACGACUAGGGAAAGUGUUCAUGCGCAAGAAUCAGAAGAGCCCUUCAGCCAAAAAAGGCCAGUUGAAGAGCAAACACCAGCAGCGAUAUCCAAUGAGAGUCACCAAGAACUAAAAGCACAGGAGGUCCUCUCCUCUAAAGACUCAACUGAGAUACAGAGAGAAAUUGAGCUAUCAGACGAGCAUGAGUCAUUAGCCAACAAGGAGUCCACGGAGACCCAGACACAAAUGGAGCUAAUAGAGGGGCCUGAUCAGCAAGGAGAAUACCAAGGGUCAUUAGCACCAAAAGAGUAUGCAGAGACCCAGAAUCUAACGGAGCUAUCACAAGAACAUGAUGAGCGAAGAGAAAACCAAACGGCAAUAGCUCAAAAUGAAUAUGUGGAGACCCAAGAACACAUAGAGCUAUCAGAAGAGCAUGAUCAGCAAAGAGAAAAUAAGGAGUCAUCAGCCCAAAACGAGUCCAUAGAGAACUGGAAACAAAUGGCGCCAUCAGAAGAGCAUUAUGAGUCAAGAAAAAACCAAACGUCAACAGCUCAAAAUGAGUAUGCGGAGACCCAGAAACAAAUAGAGCUAUCAGAAGAGCAUGAUCAGCCGAGAGAAACCCAGGAGUCAUUAACCCAAAAGAGGUCAAAAGAGAACUUGAAACAAAUGGAGCCAUCAGAAGAGCAUGAUGAGCCAAGAGAAAAUCAGGGGUCAUCAGCCCAAAAGGAGACCGCUGACACACAGAAACAAAUGGAGCUAUUAGAAGAGGAUCAGCAAAGAGAAAAUCAGGAGUCAUCAUCCCAAAAUGAUUGCAUAGAGAACUGGAAACAAAUGGAGCUAUCAGAAGAGCAUAAUGAGCCGAAAGGAAACCAGGAGUCGUUAGCCCAAAAGGAGACCAUUAAAAUCCAGGAACAAAUGGAGCUAUCAGAAGUGCAUGGUAGGCCAACAGACAACCAAGAGUCGUUAGCCCAAAAGGAGACCAUUAACAUCCAGGAACAAAUGGAGCUACCAGAAGGGCAUGAUAAGCCAAACGACAACCAAGAGUCGUUCACUGAAGAAGUAGUCACCAGGAACCAGAAGGAAGUAGAGCCAGGAGAAAACCAAGAAUCAUUAACCCCCAAAAAUUCUACCGAGAACGACAAAGUGCCAGAGAUACCGGAACCUGCUCGGGCAAAAGAAAAAAUACUCCCAAAAUACAUAUCAGAAAAACAGACAGAGGCAGAACCAACUGCUGAUGGCCAAAUUCAGAUCCUUCCAUUUCUAGAAACGUCAAAAUCGGCAAGGGAAUGGCAAUCGCCCGAGAUCCUGGUGACUGCGGACACUGCGGUCCUUUUGAAAUCUGUCCUUCGACCAAUGGAGACAGUGGAAGCAGUAGAGGAAACCUUCCCUGCGUUAACUUUAGAAGCAACACAGGAAAUUCAACCAGUGGAAACAAUGCAGGCAGUAUACCAAAUCCUAUUAAUUUCUCAGGAUCAGGGAAAAGACACUGGGGUCCCCGUCAAAGAAGCGGACGAUGAGCAGGAUAUAUGGAUGGACGCUGAGGAGGACAUCCAAAUUCAAGAAGACGCGGAUGUGUUGUUGCCGCAAGAUGGGAACUUUCAGUGCCAUGGAAACCUAGAGGUGAAAACGGCACUCCGAGAGGAAUCCCAUACGCUGGCGACUCCCCAUCCCGAGGACCAGAACCAGAGCAAAGAAAGUGCAGCGCCGGACCGUCCCGAAACGCCGCCCGAUCCCAAAGAAGUGCCACGAGUCUCAAGCAUUUGAACUGGGAGGGCUGACGGCGAGGACGAUCAAGCAUCUCCAUGUCAGAAUUAGCAAUUUUCUCGUUAUUGUAUGCCAUUUGGCUUGGCAGUUAAUCCUACUCCCGAGUACAAAGUGAAGACGCAUCAUAGUAGCUUGGCAUUCGCAAAUGUGUGUAUUUCUCGCUUGGACCCGAGCCACGGCAGAUAUCAAUACUGUAGAUUGCUUUGGCGCCAUCUUGGUACAAAGGAACUAUGUCAGAGUGAGAGAAAUAAAGUACUCCGCAAAUGUUUACGUUAACUCAUCUGCUGCCAAUCCAUUAUGACUGGGAUUGCUUCAAAUACAUUAGAUUUUUUGAUCAUGUUUUGCCACCCACCACUACCAGCUAUCACAGAGUUCCCAAAAAGGUGUUACUGGUGGCGGCACUCAAAUUGCCCCAUAAUUAACGGGAAUUCACUCCAGAAUGCAACAGAAUGUACAGGAAGUGACCCAAAAUCAGAGGUAGGUAGAGGAGACAAAAAUUUGACUGAAGUAAGAGUAGCAUUACUUCAAAAUAAUAUUACUCAAGUAUUCAUCCAAACAAGUUACUCAAGUAAAAAAGUAUUCGGUGAAAAGAAUACUUAAGUAAUGAGUAACAUUGUGAGUAACUGCUUUUUUUUUUUUUUUUUUUUAAACAAUGGAUUUUUUUUUGUCAGCACAAAAAUGUAUUUUUAUGAACUGUUACUAUUAUACAACACUACAACCUAUUACACAACCACGUUAAGCCAAGUAAAAAAAAAAAAAUCAAUGAAUUCCUGCGAGAGUAAAAAAAACUACAGAAAUAAAGCAUCAUUCGUCAAAAGAGCAUGUGUGCCCUCUAGUGGAGAAAACAUUUCCCAUUAUGAAAUUAAAAGGAUCAUGUUUGUGGUUUUCCAAUUGGUCAAUCGGUGCCAAAUAUUGGGAGAGAAGUUAAAAUCAGCGCUUUCCAGUCAUGUUGACGGUAGCCCUCUAUGUCAAAUAUUAAUUUUUUACGGUGCUUUAAAGACGCCACAUGAUUGAACAGGCUGCCGUGAUCAUAGAAAGGCAAGCUGGAGUCUGAUUGGUAUAAUGGAGUCAUGUGAUUAUUGUUCCAGCGUCUCAUCGGUGAAACUGGUAGAGCCAUGUUGGCAUCUCUGGCAAAAAAAAAAAAAAAAAAGUAAACUCUAAUAUGUAGAAUAAAGAAGAAAAAUAUAACGACUGGUUUAGCCCAAAAUAGUGGAGUAGCGUUUCUUCUUCACAAAUCUACUUAAGUAAAAAGUAUGGCUUAGUAAAGCUACUCUUAGAAGUACAUUUUUCUCAAAAUGUUACUCAAUUAAAUGUAACGGAGUAAAUGUAAUGCGUGACUACCCACCUCUGCCUAAGAUCAACAGGAAGUGACCCAAAUCAGCAGAACCUGACUCAAAAGUGCCCCAAAAUCAAGAGGAAAUACUUCAAAAUGUACAAAAAGUGAUCCUGGAAUGCCUCAAAAUGUACAGGGAGUGACCUGUGCGUACCCUAAAAUUUGACAUGUAGUGACCAAUGAACAGGAAAUGAAUUGGGAGGAUGAGCCGCGAAUGCUCAGCGUUCAGUGACGUUCACAUUCAUUGAUCCUUCUCAGGCCAAAUGGAUUGGACGUCUGGCGCCGUCAAUGAGUUAUUUAAAGCCCUGGUCAUGAAAAUUCCUGCGGAAAACCAUCCAUACCAGGUGAUUUUCCUUUGAAGGACCUACAUGGACGAGUAGAGAAAAAGAAUUGGACGUCUACAGUGGCCCAAAACAUGACCCUUGGAUCCAAGCUCACCCUGUCAAAUGGAUUGGCCUAUUAUUUUCCUUUCCAUUACCUAUGAUAUACACAUAUGGUAUAUAAGAUAAGCUAAAAUAAAUGUAUGAGUACUGACUACAUUUAGUCAGUAUUGUUUGAUAUUGCACAUUACUUUUUUUUUUUUGAGUCCAAAUAUCCUUGCACUUGCUCCACUCCACUGUUGAUUGUCUUUUAAUUCCUUAUUUGAAUAUGAAUGCUGAUGUCAAA
Molecule: messenger RNA, 16653 nt
Organism: Corythoichthys intestinalis (scribbled pipefish)
Lineage: Eukaryota; Metazoa; Chordata; Actinopteri; Syngnathiformes; Syngnathidae
Product: titin-like
Exons: 4
Coding region: 48-14654 (4868 amino acids)
Molecular function (GO): calmodulin binding
Source: RefSeq, a predicted model, not a curated record